Messenger RNA from Rhinichthys klamathensis goyatoka, 991 nucleotides. RefSeq lists its product as uncharacterized. The record is from RefSeq and is a predicted model, not a curated record. NCBI's taxonomy places the organism in Eukaryota, Metazoa, Chordata, Actinopteri, Cypriniformes, Leuciscidae.
AUGUCUUUAAAUAAAGCGAAAGUUAAAAAGAGCCGAUUAACUGAAAGAGCAUCAGCAGAAGACAGCAGAGAGGGUGUCAACUGGAGGUUACAGCUGAGAACCGCACUUGCAGACACCCAUAAAGCAUUGCAGGAGCAUUAUGGGAACUCAGCAGAGAGUAUGAGUAUGGACAGGACUGACAUGGACACAGGCUUGACUGAGAGCUCCAACAAACAUAUCCAUAAAGCAACAGUGAUGGAGGACAUAAGUAGUCAGGAAAUGGACAGACCUGAGGAGAACGGGAGAAACCGGCCCGCAAUGAUCCAGAUAUUAAGACACAACCCUGCGGACACAGCCAGACAAAAUCUGGACGUUAUGAAAGAGAUUCAUGCCAUAAUUCAGAUUUUUGCCAGUAGAAUGAACCUCAAAAACCAGGCUGGUAAACCACAUGAUGCUGACAAACACCAGCAGGAGAGCCGCAAAAGAGCAAUGGAGUUUGUGGACACCCCUGAUACCCCAGACCUUGAUGCUGACAGUGAAGAACAAAUCUCAGGAAUCAAAGCAAAACUAAACUAUACUGCUGACCGGGCCACACUGGAUGACAGUAGGGAAUCGGCUGAUCUGAUCCCAGGAUGCACAGAAACAUCUGUUGAACAUCCCAUGGAAGAGAACAACAGUCUGGCUGCCCCUAAUGUGGACCAGGAGAUUCAAAAGGACACAAUGAGCUAUCAGAACCAGCUGAGGGAAAUAUGUCCCACCAAGAGUGUACGAGCAUCCAACAACCCAAGAGCACAGCUGGAUUUAUAUAGUCCAGAAAGAGUGAACAGUGAAGUUUUGGACAGGGACAACAGCAGUGAGAGGCUGGAAGUGGCAGUUCAUCUGUAGAGAAUCACUUACUUUUGUAGAACAUGUACUUUUUACUUUUUUAUUUGGACUGUGAUUUUAAUGUCAGUUUGAUCUGAUAUCAUUUGUUUGUUUGUCAGUCAUUGCAUAAAUACACAAAAUAAUCAGA